AUGCGCUCGGCGGAGGAGGAGGAGGCGGACGCAGCGAGGGCAAGUGGUACACACGACAACACCAAUGAGAAUGCGGUGGACGUGGCGGCGUUGACGUGCGCUCUCGACGCGGGGCAAGUGGACGUGGCGGUGCAUUGGCUGCAGCUUCUGCUGCUGGAGAACGGAGACCGUCACCAGCAGCCAACCAAGCGCAGGAAAGCACUCAACCGCUCUCGAAUUCGACGACUGAAGACGCUACAGAACGCAGUGGUGCAGAUGCUCAGUGACCACGACACAGACCGAGAAGAAGACACCCUCACACUUCGUCCGGGACUGGCCAAAGCGACCUGCGAGCUGUCGUACUCGCAGCUGCAGAUGUUCGCGUUGCAGAGGAUGCAGCCAUCUAGCACGGCUUAUAAUGUGGUUCGAGCGCUGCAGUUUUGCGACGUUCCCUUGGACUUGACCGCGUUGGAGAGCGCCUGCCACGCAUUGAUGGCCAAGCACGAGGCCCUACGGACAUGCUUCGACGCCGACAUGAACGCUGGAGGACAACCGCGACAAAUCGUGCACCCUUUGACCUAUUUUCAAGGCAAAUUGGGGGUCUUUGGAGUGAUCCAAAGCGAGUUAUUAGCUUCUCGCUGCAACGAAGACUCGUCGAGGGAUGGAGAACUUGCUGCACUUGUGGCAAAAGUGGUGGACGAACCCUUUGACUUGGCACACCAAGCUCCAAUUCGCGUAUACGCGCUCGUUAGCCCAGAUCAGAGCCCAACAUCGCAGUGGGUUCUAGCUGUAGUGCUGCAUCACAUCGUGACCGACGCAGCCUCCAGCCAGAUCUUCUGGAACGACUUUCAUGAGCUGCACAAUCGGUUCCGACAUAGCGAUGAUGCCAUGGUUUCGAAGACGGAAUUCAUUCAGCAGUUGGAGACUCAGGCCUCUAGCGGCUCACGUGUGACGUACCAAGACUUCGCAGUGUGGCAGCGCUUUCGAAUGCGCUCCGGGAUAAUGGCGCCGGCGCUGCAGUAUUGGAUGCAGCAGCUCACUGAGGGUGGUGCACCCCCGCUUCUUGAGCUUCCGUUCGACUCGGAAGCAGCUAUAUCUAGUGCUUCUGACGAGCCUAAAGCGCCUGGAUCGACCACUACAGAGGGCGACGUAGUAGUUUUCAGAUCGACUCCUGCGCUGCAGAAGGCCUUCUCUGCACUGUGUCACGCCCAAGGCGCCAGCAUGUUCAUGGGUCUUCUCACCGUCUUCUACCUCCUGAUCGAGCGCUUGUCCGGUCAACAGGAUUUCGUUAUCGGCGCUCCCUCUUCAGGUCGUGUACGUGACGAGCUCCAGGACGUUAUGGGCUACUUCGUCAACACACUCCCGUUGCGGCUUGGAGUAAAAUGCAGUGAGGUUGCGGACUUCACUGGCUUCCUGGCCUCUGUGCGUGAGGUGGUGCUCGGAGCCUAUAACCACAUGGAGAUCCCCUUCCACAAGGUCCUAGAACACUUGCGAGCGACAGCUCAGAGCAACCGCGACGUGGAUGGAGACGCUGAGCGACGAUGGCAACAUCCACUGUUCCAGAUCAUGUUCUCAUGGGAGAACAGCGACGACGACAUCAAUGCUGACUCGUCUAACGCCAAUAAGCACAUGGAGCUCUCGCUGCCUCACCACUCGGCGAAGUUCGACCUCAUGCUGUCCAUGCGCUAUCGCCAACUCAAGGGAGGAGCUGCAGGGGACCGUGUAUUGGAAGGAUCGAUGGAGUACCCCACCGCCCGAUUUACUCGGGGCACUGUCGAGCGAUUCACGGGCUACUAUCUGACGUUAUUGGAGCAGGUCACCAAUGCCCCAACGGCUGUAGUGCGAUCUCCAACCAUUUGCAUGUUGUCCGAGGCUGAACGAAGGCAACUCGUGUCCAAGUGGGGGAUGCCGAAGCCUCCCUCUUCGUCAUACGAUAAACCGUCGAGUUUCCUGGACGAGUGUUUAUUUUUCCAAGUGCAGAAGACGCAGCAUAGUCCUGCACUGCACUUUGAAGGCACGGAAUGGACGUACCGAGACCUGUGGGAACAAAGUGGACGCGUCACGCGUGCACUGUGCAUGCUCGACCUUCCAGGUUGCGCUGCUGAGCUGCAUAUCGGACUGCUACUGGAUCGAGGGCUGCAAAAUAUCGCAGCUAUGGUGGGUACUUUGCGGUUGAAAGGGGUCUUUGUGCCGCUGGACCCGGAAUUUCCACGUGAGCGUCUGCGCUACAUGGCAAGAGAUAGUGGGCUUCAAGUGAUCAUCACACAGCAGAAACACUAUGAAGUCGCUAGGUAUUUGUCGGCCUCGGUGACUAAUGGCUCUGAAGAUGCCGACGAUCUGUCGCCGUGCGUCCUGUGCUACGAAGACGUCGACGCCCUGACUUCGCUCUACGGGCACUCACGAGACGACAUUCGAUCCCAGAGCCGAGACUCGCGAGACCCUCAUAAAGCCGCCGCAUACAUCCUCUACACCUCUGGGUCGACAGGGAAUCCGAAGGGAGUCGUAGUUCCCCACGCUGCUCUCAUGACUACGCUCUGGUGGACAGUGCGGACCUACGAGGUGACUUCAGACGACGUGUUCCUCCAGAGCACAUCAACAACACUCGACGGUUCACUUUCCCAGCUCUUUUCGCCUCUGCUAGUGGGAGGGAGCGUUCGAAUCACUCGUCCGAAGGGCUUGCACGAGCUGCACUACAUGCGGAAUGUGCUGUUGGAAGCUCCUCACAUCACAUUCUGUGUGUUCGUACCUUCAUACUUCGCGCUGAUCGUGGACUUCUUAAGCGACAAGGGCGACAGCUUCCCUACCUCAGUCAAACACGUUGUGCUAGCGGGCGAGGCCUUCCCCAUUGAACUGGCAAGGCAGUUCUACCGCAAGUACCAAUACAGCACGGCGUGUCUAGUCAACGAGUACGGACCGACUGAGGCUUCUAUCACGUCAACAGCGUUCCAGCUGCCUCGAGAGCUGGCAAUGCAGAGCACUUCGAGUAUCAUUGAGGGAUUACAGAGCGUUCCGAUCGGAAAACCCAUUGACGAUCACCCUGUCAUUGUACUCGAUGCUCAGCGACGGCUAGUACCAGUAAACGUCCCUGGCGAGCUUUACAUUGGCGGUGUAGGUGUUGCAAGAGGCUACUGGCACCGUCCUGACCUCACUGUAGAGGCUUUCAUUGCUCACGAGGAUCUUCACGAAAUCGCAUCGAUAGUCCCAAAGCGUGGACGGAGGUGGUACAAGACAGGGGACUUGGUCAAGUGGUUGCCUAGUGGAGAUCUCGUCUUCCUUGGACGCACAGACGCUCAAGUGAAGCACCAUGGGAUGCGGAUUGAGCUGCAGGAAGUGCGCAAUGUGCUGCUACGGUACUCGAGUAUCAAAACGGCUGAGGUACUGUCCAUUUCUCAGCCGAAAUCUCCUGGAAGAAAGCAGCGGCAAACCUCCUCGAGCUCGUUGGUGGCUUUCGUUAUGCUAGUCGACUGCGUCAACGACGGAUCAACGGGAGAGGAAUAUAUUGAUAAGCUCCGCGUCUACCUCCGUGAUCGUCUGCCAGUGCACAUGGUGCCUCAAUCCAUUCGAGUCGUAAGUAGCUGGCCACGGACACCUAACGGGAAGAUCGAUCUGCGCGCUCUGGCUGGUUGGGCUGGCGCACGGUCGAGUAAUAGUGAGCCAUCAAACCGUGGAGGAAUUACUUCGAAUGGCUCCACAGUCACGGUGCAAUUGGCGAUAGACAUAUUGCGGCAAGUUUGGAUCCAAGUUCUCGGCCUCGACCACCUCAACGACCAAGAAAAUGAUGAAGCUGAGGAGCUCGAGGAUCGACUGAUGACCCGCUCGUUCUUUGAGUUGGGCGGUGACUCUCUGGCGGCUAUCCGUGCUAUUGCUCUUGCUCAAGCGCGGGGGCUGUCGUUGUCUCUAGAACAGUUCUUCCGUACAUCCUCGCUGCCAGAAAUGGCCAGCAGUGCUGCAGCUUCUAUGUCGUCGGACGUGAUGCCGACUCUGUUCUUGUUCCAUGACGCUGACGGCACAGUGUGGAAAUUGCUGGAGUUAGCUAGACAACUGCCAUUCCCAGUCAUCGGUGUUCAAGCUACCACUGAUUCUGACGCUAUUGCUAAACCACAAUCUGCCAGCGUUGAAGAGCUCGCCAGAGGUUAUUGGGACAACAUCCGCGAGCACCAACCUAAAGGCCCCUAUGCUUUUGGUGGGUUCUCCUUUGGCUGCCGUGUGGCACACGAGGUAUCACGUCUAGCUGUGAGUCAAGGGCAUGAUAUCUUGCCGCUUAUUCUGCUCGAUGGUCUCCCCUUCGAGGUGCCUUCCACCCAUCAGCAAGUUACCAAAGCCAAAAAGGCAGCGGCUCGGAUCCGAAUUGAAGAGUACGCGGUCGAAGCAUUUAGCGACGAGCUACUCCGACCUCUGGGGGUAAAUUACCGCAGGUUUUGCGCCAUGGAGGAGACCUACCAACCCUAUACGGCUGCUCAAGUGGAGACGGGGCGUAGCUCUGAGCCGCCGAUCUGGCUGAGCGCGGACUUGUACAUGACUCAGCGCUGGAAUGCAGACGUUUCUCAGUAUCGAGCUCUGGGGAUUGAUAUUUCCACGGGCGUCACUCUACAAAACUGUACGCACCUAAACAUGCUUCGCCACCCCACCGUUGAAGUGAUUGCGCGGCAUAUCCGGCAACGCGCCAGUAUGAAAUAA
This is a messenger RNA of Phytophthora sojae, 4656 nucleotides long. RefSeq lists its product as hypothetical. The transcript is spliced from 3 exons. Gene Ontology annotation, cellular component: cytoplasm. Gene Ontology annotation, molecular function: catalytic activity; phosphopantetheine binding. Bases 1 to 4656 code for a protein of 1551 amino acids. The record is from RefSeq and is a predicted model, not a curated record. Gene Ontology annotation, biological process: amino acid activation for nonribosomal peptide biosynthetic process; secondary metabolite biosynthetic process. NCBI's taxonomy places the organism in Eukaryota, Oomycota, Peronosporomycetes, Peronosporales, Peronosporaceae.